AUGAUGAGAACUGUGAAUACUUUCUCUGCUUCAACAGGAUUAAUGAUAAAUCCUAACAAAUGUAGAGUUUACUGUGGAGGGAUGGACAGAGAUGCAAAGGAAACCAUGUCUCAAGCUUCUGGCUUUGAAGAGGGUAAGCUCCCUAUGAAAUACCUAGGAGUGCCAAUAACUUGUAAGAGACUGACAAUUAACCAGUAUAUGCCACUGAUAGAGAAAAUUGUUCAUAGGCUGAAGCAUUGGAUUGUGAAUCUGCUAAGCUACUCUGGUAGAAUUAUGUUGGUUAAAAGUGUGAUCCUAGCCAUUGCCCAAUACUGGAUGAAAUGUAUUCCCCUUCCCCAAACUGUUAUUGACAAAAUUGACAGGCUUUGUAGAACUUUCAUAUGGACUGAUAUUUGGAAGAAGGUAUUGACCUGGCUGAAUUAUGAUCAUCAGCCUCUGAAGUGGCAAGAGGAAUUAAAAUGGGUACUCAAAGCUACAUCCAAGAAAGGGACUAGGGCUAAAUUGUUGAAAAUGGCUUUCACUGAAUCUGUCUAUGGUAUUUGGACAAGAAGGAAUGAUAUAGUUUUUAAUCAUACUAGUCACACUGAUUUUGUACCGAAUAUUAUUGAUUGUAUAGUUUAUAGAAGUUGGAAUUAUAUGAAACUUAGGAAUUAUAUAGGCCAAUUGAUGUUCUAG
Vicia villosa (hairy vetch) is the source of this 675-nucleotide messenger RNA. RefSeq lists its product as uncharacterized. The coding region runs from base 1 to 675 and encodes 224 amino acids. The transcript is spliced from 2 exons. NCBI's taxonomy places the organism in Eukaryota, Viridiplantae, Streptophyta, Magnoliopsida, Fabales, Fabaceae. The record is from RefSeq and is a predicted model, not a curated record.